UUGAUAUCGAUAGUUGCGCGACGCGAUCUGAUGGCCCAAUUACGUCCUGAGAGUGAGGUUAUAAAGAUUGGUCGGGCUUGCAGCAUUUUCUGCCUCAGUUUCCCUGUUAGUUUGUGUAAAGUCAGAGACAAGCCAGUCUUUUGCAUAAGUAGUGUGGUAAAGUAGGUCGAAUUAAUUGAACAGGUCAGCAUGGCAUCAGACGCGGAGCCUAUAGAUUACAGCAGCCCAUUCGCGAAUUAUCGGUCGCCCUUAAGUACUCGAUAUGCGAGCAAGGAAAUGCAGUAUAAUUUCAGCGAUCAGAAGAAAUUCUCCACUUGGAGGAAACUGUGGAUCAGAUUGGCUAAAGCUGAACAGGAACUAGGCCUGGAUAUAGCGGAUGCCCAGAUCAAAGAGAUGGAAUCCCACAUCUACGACAUCGACUUCAAAGAGGCGGCUGAGGAGGAGAAACUCACCAGGCACGAUGUGAUGGCGCAUGUGCACGUCUUUGCCAAACUUUGCCCCUUGGCCGCGCCCGUUAUCCACUUGGGGGCCACUUCUUGCUUUGUGGGCGACAAUACGGAUCUGAUCAUCCUCCGGGACGGACUCGAGCUGCUUCAGAACCGAUUGGCCGGGGUUAUUCACAACUUGGCUCAGUUUUGCGAUGAAUACAAGUCUGUGCCAGCUCUGGGUUUCACCCAUCUUCAGCCCGCCCAGUUGACCACGGUGGGAAAACGCGCCACGCUUUGGCUCUUCGAUUUUCUGCUCGAUGAGCGGGCUUUGCGUAGAGCUAAGCAAGAUCUUCGCUUCAGGGGGGCCAAAGGCACCACUGGGACUCAAGCGUCGUUUAUGCAGCUUUUCAAUGGCGAUGGAGCCAAAGUGAAGGCUGUGGAUAAAAGAGUGUCGGAGUUGAGCGGCUUCAAUUCGUCCUAUCCGGUAACUGGGCAAACCUACAGCCGAAAGGUUGACUUGGAGGUGGUUGCCGUUUUGUCCUCAUUGGGCUCGACAAUCCAUAAAAUGUGCUCCGAUCUGCGCUUGCUGGCCAGCAUGAAGGAGGUAGAGGAGCCGUUUGAGAAGAGCCAAAUCGGGAGUUCGGCCAUGCCAUACAAAAGAAACCCGAUGAGAUGUGAGCGAUGUUGCGCCUUGGCUCGCCAUCUGAUUUCGCUUUUUUCAAACGCUGCGAAUACCCACAGUGUGCAAUGGUUGGAGCGCACCUUGGAUGACUCAGCUAACCGUCGCAUAACUUUAGCCGAGGCUUUUCUGUGCGCUGACGCUGCUCUGAUGACUCUCACCAACAUAACUCAGGGCUUGGUGGUUUACCCGAAGGUGAUCCAGCGGCGCAUCGAUCAAGAGCUGCCUUUUAUGUCCGCUGAGAAUAUUAUUAUGGCCAUGGUGAAGAAAGGGGGUGAUCGGCAGGUUUGCCAUGAAAAAAUACGAGUUCUUUCUCAGGAGGCGGGCAACCAAGUGAAGAUUCACGGCAAGGAAAACGAUCUUUUGGACCGAGUUCGGAAAGACGCAUACUUUGCUCCGAUUGUUUCUGAGUUGGGUUCGCUACUGGAUCCAGCUACUUAUAUUGGGCGCGCCCCUGAGCAGGUGGCCGAAUUUUUGCAAGAUGAAGUUAAGCCGGUUUUGGCGUUGUACGACUUGGAAAAAGUGGCCCAACCGGUUAAUUUGGAAAUAUAAGUCUUGUUGUUUGGUUUAA
Molecule: messenger RNA, 1678 nt
Organism: Dendroctonus ponderosae (mountain pine beetle)
Lineage: Eukaryota; Metazoa; Arthropoda; Insecta; Coleoptera; Curculionidae
Product: adenylosuccinate lyase
Exons: 7
Coding region: 190-1659 (489 amino acids)
Biological process (GO): 'de novo' AMP biosynthetic process
Cellular component (GO): cytosol
Molecular function (GO): (S)-2-(5-amino-1-(5-phospho-D-ribosyl)imidazole-4-carboxamido) succinate lyase (fumarate-forming) activity; N6-(1,2-dicarboxyethyl)AMP AMP-lyase (fumarate-forming) activity
Source: RefSeq, a predicted model, not a curated record